CUUGUUGGCAGAGUAAGUCCGCUGCUAUGCGUUGCGAUCCAGUUUUGAGAAGACUCUGAAAAUGGCAUGACACUAAAAGGGACUGUUCUAAUUUUCGUGCUUUGCAAAAUGUUUCUAUUCACUACUUCUCUGGUCUGCCCUUCUUUUCACCCAAAAGAAUGUUUGCCUAUAACUUUGCAGUUGCACAUCUAGGGCUACGUCAUACAAUAGCAAACUCGUUCAUGUUGUCUGACGUUUUUUCUGAAAUGGAAGGUUGGAAAUUGAUAGACAAGGUCAACGAAACAAACAUUUGUAAGAAUUUCCCUAAAGGUCAGCGCCCACACGUCAUUCAUUAUUGCCAGACUUAUUACAUCGGAUCGGAGUCUUUAUACGACUGGUGGGUCUUUGGGAAAAGAAAAUUACGAAAGGAUUUUAUUUCGUGUGAGGCCCCCCUACUAAAGGUUCCACCAGAUAAUCUCGCCGAUUACGAAAUAUACCACCAAAAAAAAAUGAUCGGGAAUAAUGCGAAUAUAGAAAAAGAGGUAUGGGAGCGAAAAUAUGCGAAGAGAGAAAGCUUCAUGGUAUGCGAAAUGAUUCGCGCCCUCAACGAUGCUGCGAUUUUCUUUAAAGACGAACAAUGCAAAGAUGGUACUGCGAAUUACAACUUUUCUUAUGUAUUCCAUUAGAGGAAUAGACAUCUUCCAUCUAC
This is a messenger RNA of Pseudo-nitzschia multistriata, 688 nucleotides long. The record is from the annotation of a GenBank genome assembly. Lineage: Eukaryota; Bacillariophyta; Bacillariophyceae; Bacillariales; Bacillariaceae.